UUUCCAUUCGUGUUUUGAUCAUUGUAAGAAAAUGUAUAUAUUCAAAGAUGAGAAAUUUAACCGCCGUCAAAAAUUAAAUGAAAUACUUUUAAGACUUCUCGGUUUAUGGCCUUAUGAAAAAACCAAAUGUGAGCGUUUUCGUGCAAUGUGCUGCUUUGUAAUACUUAUUUCUCAUAUAAUUACUGAGUUAGCACAACUUAUUAUAGUCGAUUUUAAUGCAAAUGUCAUUACCAGGAUUUUGUCGGAUACCCUUCCGACUACUUUGUGUUUUAUAAACUUUAACAUGAUUUUCUUCGGUACUAAAGAACUAAAACAAUUGCUGGAAGAAGUUAUAAAUACUCGGCAAAUGUUGACAGAUGCGCAAGAAAUUAAAAUAUUAGAAUAUUACGCUCACCAAGCAGAAAAAUUUCCAAUUAUUAUCAUACCGCUGCAAGCAUUUACAAUACUUUCGUUGUUAAUAAUGGAACUGCUACCGGAUAUUCUCGAUUUUCUCCGACCGUUAAACGAAUCACGUGCACAUUACUUAAUAGUCAUGAACGAAUACGAUAUAAAUGAGGGGAUACAAUUUUAUUCUUUUCUCUUGUAUACUAUUUCUGGUAUCAUUAUUGGUACUAGUACAAUAAUCUUUGUUAUUUCAACGAUACUAUCGAUUUGUUUACACUGUUGCGCAUUAUAUAAAAUUUGCAGUUAUCGAAUAAAACAAUUUGUGGACAAAGAGAUAAUAGCAAGCUUUAACAAGAGAAAUAUAAUCGUCGAAAGAAUAAUUAGAAUAGUAGAACUUCAUAUAAAAGCAAAGAAGCUCUCUAAAAUGAUUGUGACAAGUUUUACGAUAUCUUAUCUCAGUAUGUUAGUAAUAGGCAUGUGUGGCUUUGCUAUGAGAUUAUACAGAUUGCUGUACAUAAUAACAUACACACAUGAUUCGGUGGAACUUCUGAUAGAGGCAGCUUAUGUUAUCGGAUGUGAGUUUACUCUCUUAACCAUCUCUUUUAUUGGACAAUUAAUGAUAAACCAUUCUGAUGAAAUAUUUAACACAUUGUGAGUAGCAAUCUUUAAUACAAAAUUAAACAAAUAAAUUUAUGAAAUCUGCAUUUAUUUUGUUCAGAAUUGUGUGUUAUUAAUUUUCUUAAUAUAUAUUUUG
Messenger RNA from Monomorium pharaonis (pharaoh ant), 1138 nucleotides. RefSeq lists its product as uncharacterized. NCBI's taxonomy places the organism in Eukaryota, Metazoa, Arthropoda, Insecta, Hymenoptera, Formicidae. Gene Ontology annotation, molecular function: olfactory receptor activity; odorant binding. Gene Ontology annotation, cellular component: plasma membrane. Bases 32 to 1039 code for a protein of 335 amino acids. The record is from RefSeq and is a predicted model, not a curated record. Gene Ontology annotation, biological process: detection of chemical stimulus involved in sensory perception of smell; sensory perception of smell. The transcript has 7 exons.